This is a messenger RNA of Cryptotermes secundus, 703 nucleotides long. Its product is annotated as protein cereblon homolog. The coding region runs from base 113 to 655 and encodes 180 amino acids. The record is from RefSeq and is a predicted model, not a curated record. The transcript is spliced from 5 exons. NCBI's taxonomy places the organism in Eukaryota, Metazoa, Arthropoda, Insecta, Blattodea, Kalotermitidae.
AUUCAUUUUCUACAAAAGCGUGUUCAGAGCUACCCACCUUGCACUUCCGACACAGCUGGCAGAAUUUCGCCAUAAGUCGUAAAGGAGUGAAGCCGAAAAUAUUUGUUUUGUAAUGUUGGGUAUGUUGAAGGAGGAUAAGGGGACGGUAGGGCUGGUUUUAUGUUUAAUUACAGUUUCUACAAUUAUUAGAAAUUCGGAAGGGCAUACUUAUCAAUCGGAAGACACAACAGAUUAUUUACUCUGUCGAGGUUGUGGUGCUGAUAUAGCAGAUGCCAGUUACAUUCGUAAUCGUUUUAGUCCAGAGGCUUUAAUCCAUGGGAAUCAGUCACUUUUUGGAAAACAGAGUGUUGCAGUUCAGCUUUUAGAAAAUCCAUUGGGUAUAAGGUUUCGAGUGGUGGUUGUGAACAAAGCACAUUGCAUCGGAGUGGACGAAUGGCAUAGUGAAUUUUCUUGGUAUCCUGGUUAUGCAUGGAAACACUGUUUAUGUUCACACUGUGGUCACCAUUUAGGAUGGAUUUUUGAACCUCUGGCAUCAGCAGUUGCAGAUCGUAAAAUAGCGUCAGACCACGGUUUUUAUGGACUGAUUUUGGAUAAUGUGCUGAGUGAGAGCUUUUCAGAUUCUUUGAUGGUUGUGCCAAAAUCAUAUAAAAGUUGAUGAACUGAAAAGGAAAGGACCCCUGCAAAGAAUUGUAACUGAAACAGU